UAUCGCUACGGUAACGCCGCUUUGCCAGGGCCAACAGGAACAGGCGUUCCUAGCCUUGAACACUUGGAAUAUUUUCCUCCAGAAGAAAAUCGGAGCAAGAACGGACGGGCCAUGCUUGUUUAGCGCUUCUACGUUUCCUCAGGAAACGUUUCCAGUGCAAUGACUUCGCCAGUCCGCAGGAUUAACAGGUGUGCGCGGCUGGGUGACUUGAGUCUGCGGGUCAGGCCGUGUGAGAGAAGGCGGGACACAGCAGCAGGGAAAAUCGAUUUCUCAACUCUGGCUGUGCGGACCGGCAACAUUUGUAUUCAGAUCCACUGAACCAGGAGACAUGAUAAGUAAUGACCAGCCAAUUCAGCCCGUCAGCCCUCACUAAUUACCUCUAACCGGACAACAAAACACGCCCGGCGAUCGGCGCCAAGAUGGACUAGUUUCCACCAAGCCUUGACCAAAUUCUGCCCUAUCUGCCCGAUUAACUUCACUCGCCUUAUCUGCGCUGAUUACUGGUGAACACAGGAUGGACACAGUUGUGGGUGUGGGCAGGGACCCGGCCCGGCCUCUGACCAGAGGCCGCUCGUGCAUGCGCCAGGGCAUCUUCGUCUGGAACCACGACCUGCUGAAAAUCAACACGGAUGACGAGACGGGGUUUUCAGUCCGCGGGCAGCCCCUCACACUGCACCAGCCCAAGAAGCAGGAAGAGACCAGUGCGGAUAUUUUCAACCAUCCUAUUCAGCAGAAACCGAAAAACCUACCAAACCUACGCAACGUCGAACCGAAUUCUGAACAGAGCAAUCCUCACAUAACGUUGGAACCAAUAGGGACAAACAACGCCAAGGCAGAGGACUUAAAUGUGCGCCUAGAAUUCCUGACGUCCGUCAUCUCGAAGUUCAGACUACAGAAGAGAAAGGACUGUCUACAUGAGGUGGACUGGGCGGACCCCGGGCAGGGACAGCCGCGGUGUUCACGCUGCGGAAAGUAUAUGAGAACGGCACCCCGUCUGCCCGAGGUGGACAAACUCACAAAACAAAGGAAGGACAGAGUCAAUAUUGAUGAGACCAAACUUCCUAAUCAAUCGUCCCUAUUGCAGGGGAAGCUUCUGUUCAUCAGAGACGACGAAAUGCCACCAAAAACUGCAAAAGGAAACAAAAGACGUAAAACAAAGAAAGCAAAGCAGGGUAAAAACUAUUCAUCCCCUAAAGAAUCUGUUCCACUAAACACAUCAGCUGCCACCAUCCAAGCGGUGGAACGCGAGGUGGAAGAGACGACAGAAGACAUGUUGGACAGACCGUCGGGCCCCAGGCGCGUGCUGGUGAGGUUCAGCAGCAGGCGGACAGUCAGGACCUUCCUGCCGGACGCGCCCGUGGCCGGACCGGUCCGGAGAGAGACUGGGGAGUGCUCGUGAACUGAGGCUGCGUAUCAGAAUAAACAUUAUAUUCACAUGUGUCACUUUAAUACAUGUUAAGACAUUCAUUAUGGAAUUUUAAAGCUGCCAAAAGUUUUGAAGUCUUGACACGAAACAGAGAAAAUGGUGCUCUUGGAAACGUCAAAUGACAACUAAUGACUGUAUUGCCUGUAGCCAGUAACAUAACUUUUUUAAAAAUCUAAAGUGGUCAAUAUUGAAUGCUUUAUCACGCCGGUUUGUCACAUUUAAAACCUGUAUACUUCCAUGAGUGAAUUCCAUUCUAUAAAAGUGACGGCGCCUCAAAUGUAUAGUGCUUUAUGAAAACUGUUAUGGGUAAAGGGUUUGAAAUCGUGUUUGUAAAUACAUGAGUUGUUUGGAAACUUAGAUGAAAAAAAAAACUUUCUCAACAGCUUCGAUAUCAUUCAAUGGACUAGACCGAAAGUAUCGUACUAUGGCAGCCAAGACUUUCAACUUUGUAAAGUACAUCCGUUAACGUCUUUAUUCACUGUAGAUACAGAUACACAGAGUAGGGUGUUAUCACUUCAAAAUCCACCCAGUAUAUUAUGGACAGGUCACGAAGAUGUAUGCAUAAUUCGUUGCUAUGGUAACGGAAAAUCAGGUGGAAAACAAUCCGUGCGCAGUAAGAUCACGUUACGGCAUAUCGGGUAGAUUUAAUAAUACUAGUAGUUGUUAUUGGAGACAAAACCGCACAAAUACAAAGAGUUGAGUUGUAUGGAAACAAUAUUGUAUCACGCAUUUAAUGUUCUAGCACACAAGAGUCUACAGCACAAAGCUGAAUGUAUUCUCCUCUGUUGAGAGUCGUACAACAUAUUUCCAAGACAAUACAGUAGUCCCUUAAAUUACUUUGAUUUGGUAGGACCAUUGCAUGCGAAGCUGUACCGAAACGUUCCGUAGACAAGCCUUUGCCUCUCUUGUUUACACACAUUCUCACAUGUAUGGAUACAUCUACGUGAGAACAGACUUCAUUUCAUUAGCUCAUUGAGAGCAUAGCUGUGUAACUGUAACUGUGGCUAGCUCUGCUCAAAUACAUACAUCUACAUUGAUUUACACGCAACAAUGCCUACAAAACCCAUGGAAAUCUUUUCAUAACAUUUGAAUCAUCCUGUUUGCUAUUCAAGAACAAACAAACCAACAAAUACAAACCAGCCAACAAACAA
This is a messenger RNA of Branchiostoma belcheri (Belcher's lancelet), 2577 nucleotides long. RefSeq lists its product as uncharacterized. NCBI's taxonomy places the organism in Eukaryota, Metazoa, Chordata, Leptocardii, Amphioxiformes, Branchiostomatidae. The coding region runs from base 515 to 1399 and encodes 294 amino acids. The record is from RefSeq and is a predicted model, not a curated record. The transcript has 2 exons.